This is a messenger RNA of Anastrepha obliqua, 2215 nucleotides long. RefSeq names its product sphingomyelin phosphodiesterase 1. Gene Ontology annotation, molecular function: acid sphingomyelin phosphodiesterase activity. Gene Ontology annotation, cellular component: lysosome. The record is from RefSeq and is a predicted model, not a curated record. The coding region runs from base 10 to 2058 and encodes 682 amino acids. Lineage: Eukaryota; Metazoa; Arthropoda; Insecta; Diptera; Tephritidae. The transcript has 6 exons. Gene Ontology annotation, biological process: sphingomyelin catabolic process; ceramide biosynthetic process.
AGCUUGAAAAUGCUAUUUGCUUCACUGUGUGUUAGCCUCUUGGCGAUUUGUAGUGCCUUAAUAGUGUCAGGUGCUCCGUGGAAUUUUACUGAGGAUAAUGGAAUGCUUUCAGCGAUGUCGGAUGAAGUUGCUCGCAAAUUUUCCAAAGAGUACACAGCUUAUCUGAAGACGGGCAUCGAAUCGCCUGUGUUGCGUCAGAUUUCUAAUGAAAUGGCAUCCACGCACUCACAGAAGGACAUUUUCACAAAGAAUAUCGGGGACUUGCGCGCUGUUGAUCAAUUUGUCGUAUGCACAACUUGUCGUGCCACUUUGAGUGUGUUGGGCGACAUGUUUCGUGACCCUGAAGGUGAAUUGAAUGGCGAAUCGGCGAAAGAGAAUUCAAAGAAGGUGAUGCUCGAUAUUUGUGAUCGCUUCAAUCUGCAAACUGAGGAAGUUUGUUCUGGAUUGUUCGAAUUGAAUUGGCCUGUUCUGGAUUAUAUCAUUCAAAACACAGUGGCUGAUACGCGUAGCUUAUGCGGUACAUUGCCAAUACAUUUUUGUAAAGUGAGGCAGGAAGAGUACAAUUUUACACUGAGCAUUGACGCUAGUGGAUCUGUAAUUGAUGGCCCCAAAAGUGACAUACCGGCUAAGAGCAGUGACGACUUGAAAAUAUUACAUUUGACUGAUAUACACUACGAUCCCGAAUAUGAGCCGGGUGCACUGGCGGAUUGCCCAGAGCCGAUGUGUUGCCAACGAAGCUCCCUAUCCGGUGUGGUGGAGUCAAGUAAACAAGCUGGAUAUUGGGGUGACUAUCGUGAUUGCGACGCACCGCUGCAUGUAGUUGAGCACGCCUUUGACCAUAUUGUGGAUACCCACUCGAAUAUCGAUUAUAUAUAUCAAACCGGGGAUGUUGUGCCACAUAUCCCUUGGGCAACAACGCAAACUGGUAAUAUGGAUAUAAUGACGAAAAUCAAUCAAUUAAUUAUGGAGAAAUUCACGGGUAUCCCCGUGUAUCCGAAUGUAGGGAACCACGAAUCACACCCGUCAAAUGUUUUUGGUGCCAUCGAUACACCGGAUGAAAUCAACGUCAAGUGGCUGUACGAGCAUCUGUGGUCGCUUUGGUCCACUUGGCUGCCAGCUGAGGCCGAAAACACCGUUCUCAAAGGCGGCUAUUACACCGCUUCGCCAAAGUCAGGCUUCCGCGUGAUUUCUUUAAACAACAACGAUUGUUAUCUAUACAACUGGUGGAUCUAUCUCAACGGGAGUAUUGCCAUCGAACAAUUGGAAUGGCUACACGACACACUGCUCGCAGCCGAGAAGGCUGGUGAAUAUGUCCACAUAUUGGCGCACAUUCCAUCUGGUGAUGUCGACUGUUGGACUGUGUGGGCGCGUGAGUACAACCGUGUUAUUGAGCGGUUCAGUCACAUCAUUGGCGGCAUCUUCAAUGGUCAUACACACGUGGAUGAGUUGAACGUACAUUACACGUCAAAGGGUCAUGCGGUGGCUGUCUCCUGGAACGGAGGCAGUUUGACAACUUAUUCUAAUAAAAAUUCAAACUAUGUCGUAUAUGAGGUCGAACCUAAGAGCUUGCAAGUUGUUGACUAUGAAACCUGGAUUUUCGAUUUGGAGAAGGCAAAUGAGCUGGGCCAGAGUGCGAAGCCCCAAUGGUUCAAAGAAUAUAGUUUAUCUGAAUUCACUGAAGAUCUAAGUCCAAAUGGUUUGGACGGGCUACUGGAUCGGCUAGCUCGAAAUCCGGAAUUGUUGCGAAAGUACUGGCAGUAUAAGUAUACAUCAGCGAAACCCCAUCUGGAUGUUGGAUGUGAUGAUGGCUGCUUAUCCAAAACUAUCUGUCGCAUGGCGGUAACCGUUUAUGAUCAGAAAAAGCGCUGUAAGGAACUACAGGAAAUAUUGAAAGAAAAUCUGCCGACUGAAACCACGGAAUCAUCGACCACUGAAAUUCUGACCACUGAAGGACCAUCUACCACAGAAGAUCCCUCUGGCGACUCAGCUGUUAUGAUUUCCGCUACACAACUAACAACAAUGGCAAGUUUCUUUGUUGUUGCAAGGUUGAUAUUCUAACCUUUUUUAUAAAUAAGUCAAUUCUAAGAUUUACUUUAAUAAAGUGUACAACUAAUUAACGCUGCAACAAAGUUAAUUAUUAGAAUCUAAACGUGGGGUACUUGAGGCCAGUGAACGUUGGAACAAGAAAAAAUAUUGCCACGAAACAGAAAUGUUA